UCUUCUUUCGGGGACUGGAAAGAACAAAAAAAAUUAGGCCCGAUGUGAAAAUUGGGUUUUGGCCGGAAAAGCGGUAUUUAUUUUCAGGGCAAAAGAGCAGAGGGGAAAGUUUUGAAGUUUUGCGAAGGUAGUGUGGUGAGAGACGUCGUGAACGACCAUGGGAAGCAGAAUGGGAAGAAGGGUGGUGCAGUUUGCAAACCUACCCAUAAAACUUUUGAUGCCCAAAACCUUCACCAACAUCCAAGAAAUUGCACUGAAGACCAUUCCUUCCGCUUCGAAGAUCGAAAUCAAGCGUGUUCUUGAAUCCCUCUACGGGUUCGAGGUCGAAAAGGUUCAGACAUUGAACAUGGAGGGUAAGAAGAAGAAACGGGGCGGCUUGUUGAUCGCCAAACCCGAUUACAAAAAGGCUUAUGUCACUCUCAAGAACCCGCUCUCCAUUUCGCCCGAUCUCUACCCGAUCCGAAUCAUCGAGGAGGAUAAGAAGAGGGUCAACAAGCAAACCACGUCCAGCGUCGUCGAGGAAGACACCCACGCCAGGAGUCACUGGCUCGAUGACAGGAAAGAGUCCCAGCAGCCCUUCAGGGCCCAACGGCCCUUCCGGGCCCAAAAUCAUGGGCGUUUGGGCCGCCGCGAGAGUGUCGAUGAUGCCAAGUUCCCCUGGUCCAGCAUGAGGUCUGGUAGUAGUUGUACUCGAUAAUUGAUGUUGUUGUUGUUUUCUAGGUGUUGGUUGUAGCUGUUAACAUAUUUUGUCUGUUGAGGUGUAACAGAAAUGGUGUAAGGUGCGAUGGAUUUCGAUGGGUUUUUUUCAUUAGUGGUGAUUAUGCUAAUAAAUUUUCUUCUUAAACUCGGUUGAUUUUGAUUGAGUAGAACCACAUGUUUCUACUUAUGGGAAUCCUUGCCUUGCAAAUUCUCAAGAUUUUGAAGUGAAGUAGAAAUGCACACAGUUUUUCCUCCUCCCUCUCAUUGCCCGCACCCCACGCCUACAAUUUGUUUUAUGCUAGCUACUUGUUAAACACUUAUAGAGACGAAUUUGGAUACAGUUCUGUUUUAUAUUGUUCUCUUAUCAGAAUUGAAGUUGUAUUUCGGUAACUUGCAUCAUAAAAGUCUGAAUCAGAAGAUUUUGCAGAUUAUCAAGUUGGCUUUGUAUAUGCUGCUUCAAAAUGUGAGGAAGUGCUUGCAAAGAGAAGAACAAAAGCACCUGGGAUCUGCCGAUGGAAAAUAUUGAAUGAAAUGGCUUGCACUUGCAUUUCAUCACGGUAUGGAGACACUUUAUGUAUACAAAUAUCUUCUGACUAAGUAACUAUGGUAUAUUUAAAUAUUACCAAACUUGUAUAUAUGGAGUCCCUACUCGUAAAAGAAAAGUUUACCAAUUUUGUUCGGAA
This is a messenger RNA of Vigna angularis (adzuki bean), 1382 nucleotides long. RefSeq lists its product as uncharacterized. Gene Ontology annotation, cellular component: mitochondrial large ribosomal subunit; ribosome. The transcript has 2 exons. The coding region runs from base 158 to 697 and encodes 179 amino acids. The record is from RefSeq and is a predicted model, not a curated record. Gene Ontology annotation, molecular function: structural constituent of ribosome. Gene Ontology annotation, biological process: mitochondrial translation. Lineage: Eukaryota; Viridiplantae; Streptophyta; Magnoliopsida; Fabales; Fabaceae.